This is a messenger RNA of Cannabis sativa, 2897 nucleotides long. RefSeq lists its product as uncharacterized. The transcript is spliced from 5 exons. NCBI's taxonomy places the organism in Eukaryota, Viridiplantae, Streptophyta, Magnoliopsida, Rosales, Cannabaceae. The record is from RefSeq and is a predicted model, not a curated record. Bases 108 to 2375 code for a protein of 755 amino acids.
AAAGAAAUAAAAAAAAUCAAACCUAACAAUGUAAGAGCGACCUUACCUGAGUUUCCCGCUCCAACAACGACGAGGGUUUUGGGGGUUUUUCUUCCAAACCAACAACAAUGGCUUCCAACGACACCUUCACCACCACACGCUUGUUCCCUUCUCACUCUAACGCUUUACAAUCCCUAAUUUCUGCGUUUCAAUCUUCAAAGGGUUUCAAUCCGCCAUUUUUGAAAAAAUUGUACUGUCUUCUGGUUCAUUUUUCCUUAAACGAACCAAUUCGAGGUUCUGAUACUGAGCUAGAUGGUAGCGGGUUUAAUCAAUUGGCUGAAAUUUUGUUCACGGAACUUGAUUCUAGGUUCGAAGUGUUUUUUAGUGAUCUGUGUGAUGUGAAUCGAUCAGAUAAUUCUAGGUUUCGUGUUGAUGAACUCACACUUGUCUUGAGAUGUUGUCUUGUGAUUUUGACUUUGCUUGAUUCAGAUGGAUUGCUUGAGAAAGCCCAAGUUUUACUUUCUGUACUUGGUAGAUUGAUUUGUUUGGUUACAAAUGGGGGAAAUGAGAAGAAGAAAACUUCUUUUACUUUUGAGAAGUUUGUUUCUCGUGAAUGUUCUUACAGUGAUUCUGCUUGUUCAACUUCUGUUUCUGAAGAUUUUGCUGCUUCUUUAUCGAUUUUGGAACCUUCUGAUCCAUGGCGUCCAUUUUUAUCCCAAGUGCUUGAGGUAUUUGCAGAUGAACUUUUGCUACAUAGACUUUUGAGAGAAUAUCUUAUGCGUGUUGAUUCUGCAUCUAGCUCAAGCAGGGUGCUUUUUAGGUCCCAUUUUGUUCAUGGUUAUAGUGGAAGUGUAUUGGAGGUGAUUUCUGUUCAUUUUAUCUUAUCACUUUCAGAUGAACAAGCAUUUGAGACUUUCCCCAAAAGAUUAUGUGGCAGAUGGGGCAAAGACUUUAGACAUCCUGAGCUAAGCCUGACUGCAGCCAUAUCACUACUUAAUCCAAUCGUACUUUCGGGGCCAAAAAUAUUCCAGGCACAUGUGAUUUUAUUGGUUUCUGAAGCAAUUGCUAUAGAAAGUUCUUCAGAGAGUUUUAGACCUAAUCUUAAACUUAUGACCUGUUACCUAACAGCAUUUGAAAUGUCUGUCAUCUUGUACACUGGAUAUAUGACCAAUCUGCUUAUGGAUGGUCAUCCAAUCGGUUAUAAAGGUUCUUAUGCAGAUUCUCCUAUGUUUGGCAGAAGCUUUCAAUCUUCUUUUGAAUGUUAUAUUCAAGAGUCCACAAGCGCGAAAAUAGAUGAUCUUGGCGUUAAAUUAGAUUCUUCAUGGAACUCACAUGUUUGCAAUAUGUUCUGUAAAGAAACUUCUGAGCUUAUGGCUGAGGCCAUUGCAUACAUAAACAAUGGUGAACAGGUUGUUGAUGAAUCUUGUAAAGAUGAUAUUUUGUCAAUUUCCAGUGCUAUAAUAAUUGGAUCGUUUUCAGACAUUUCGGGUGAUGCAGUAUUAUUUGGAAAGAAGGAAACAAGUCCACAAGAUGUGUAUCUUCUGGCUGCUUUACUAAAGUUAAUGAGUAAUUCAAUGUCAGCAGUUAUUUGGUGUUUAAGGCAUGAUGCUAAUUCGGGUAGUUUGAAAACCUUAGCAAAUGCCUCAUCAUGCAAGGAAUAUGAUUUCAUUGUGGAUGUUAUUGGCUGUUUUCAACAUUUCAAUGCAUCUUUACCAAAUCAGAAGAAAAUGUUUAACUUGAUGAAAGCUGGCCUCGUCACGCAUAAGAGUAGCAAGUGGAUACUUAUGCAUUUUCAGGGCUUGUUAUCAUUAUGUUUUGCUAGUGGUAUUGAUUUCUUAGUGAAGAAUUGUGUAUCCAUGAUUAUGACACUGAUGAACCUCUAUGCUUUCGAAGAUGGUAGUUUAGAUGCUUUGAGAAUAUUGCUCGUUUAUGGCGCAGAAACCAUUUCAUCUGAAGCGCCUCCUGACAAAGUUAGUAAGAUUCCUCGAUUAAGUAGAAAGAUUGUUUCAAAUAUUCAGAAGACAAAAUCAACAUACUUGAGCAGUACAGAAUCUUCUUCAUUUUCCCAUUUAAGAUCAGAAGAUGAGAAAGCCGAAGCUACACAGAAUACCUCCAUCCGAAAGUCCAGGACAGAGUCGAAUGUUGGUACCGAGGAGGAAACAGAGCAGUCCUGCACUGGAAAAAUCUUCUUACAAUGUGUGGUAGAAAACCCCAGAAACACACACGAGUGUGAUGAUUUGUUAGACUUCAUCGAAUGUAAGGAGGGCAAGGAUUAUCCCCACUGGUUGAAGAAUCGAUCGAAAUAUCGAAAGUGGAAAACAGAUAAAAUGGCAGUUCUAAGGUGGAAGAAAAAGAAAAAAACUUGGAAAUUCAUGGCAGGAGGAGGUAAAGCUUAGUUCAAAACUCAGUAAUGUUAUUCUUGAGACUAGGAUUCCCUCCUAACCCUAUAUUAUUUGGGGAUUGGGAAACUAUAGCAAUUACUAUGUAGGUACCAAAGAAGGACUCGAACCUCAGACAUCGUGGGAGUAAAACUACAUGCCUUACCAUUUGUGCUACCCAACUCGGGUAGACGAACUGAACUCCUAGCUAAGAAGCAGUUGUGUAUGCAUAUAGUUGACAUAGCUUGAUGCUGAUAAAUUCCAGUUACAAAUCAAUGUAUGGGGAAGCAUUUCAGACCGAUCCUGUAGGCGGUCGGUCGGUUACGUGGGCUCAUUUUCUUUGUCCUUGUAGAUAAUCAAGAAACAACUUUUAGUUAUGGUAAUUUGGGUUGUAAAUGGAAUUAAAGGUUAAAAGAAUAAAGAUCACAAAGUGAGGAGAAAACAAUGGAUUAAUGUUCAUUAAAAGGCACACAACAGUUGUUUAUAGCUUUAUCAAAUUCACAUAUACGUGAAAAAAAGAAAGUUGUGCAUUAAUCAAAA